Molecule: messenger RNA, 3101 nt
Organism: Prinia subflava (tawny-flanked prinia)
Lineage: Eukaryota; Metazoa; Chordata; Aves; Passeriformes; Cisticolidae
Gene: BTF3L4
Product: basic transcription factor 3 like 4
Exons: 6
Coding region: 125-601 (158 amino acids)
Source: RefSeq, a predicted model, not a curated record
GGUUGGCGUCGUCACGUGGCGUGGCGCUUCCUUUCUCUGUGCGCUUCUCUUUCCUUCCUCGGCCGCCAUCUUGUUCUCGCCGCGUGUUGGCAGCGGGGGCUCCGCCGCGCUCAGACGUAGCACUAUGAACCAAGAAAAACUGGCCAAGCUUCAAGCGCAGGUCCGAAUAGGAGGAAAGGGAACAGCUCGCAGAAAGAAGAAGGUGGUGCACAGAACAGCUACAGCUGAUGACAAAAAACUUCAGAGUUCCCUCAAAAAACUGGCAGUAAAUAACAUUGCUGGCAUUGAAGAGGUGAACAUGAUCAAAGACGAUGGAACAGUUAUUCACUUCAACAACCCCAAGGUUCAAGCUUCCCUCUCUGCCAACACUUUUGCAAUUACUGGUCAUGCAGAGGCUAAACCGAUCACAGAAAUGCUUCCAGGCAUCUUAAGCCAGCUUGGUGCUGACAGCUUAACAAGUCUCAGGAAGUUAGCUGAACAAUUCCCAAGACAAGUGUUGGAUAGUAAAGCACCAAAAUCUGAAGAUAUUGAUGAAGAAGAUGAUGAUGUCCCAGAUCUCGUAGAAAAUUUUGAUGAAGCAUCAAAGAAUGAAGCUAACUAAAACAUUAAUAGUUCUGGAAGCUGGCAUGGACUAGAUUUAAGAAAUCAGCUAUGUGGUUCCAAAGUUUUAAAGAAACAGAGAACAUCAUCUGUUAAUAGUUCAGUAAUAUAAAUAUUUUGUAUUUUUAUGAUGCUGUUUGUUCAGCAUUUUCUGUCAGUUGAUUUUGCAUUUUGCACUUACUCCCAGGAUCUACUCUUUCGGUCAAACAGAAAUGUCAGUGCAGUUUGAGGGGUGUGUGUACGUGUGUGGGUGUACGUAUAGUGGAGAACAAAUUGGAGAACACAUAUUUAACCAUUUGCCCUUUUCCUUUGGAAGUAGAAAUAAAAUUAAUCUUCAGCAUUGUUACUUUGAUUAUCACCAAAUAAUGCACAGAGGGAGUUAAGAUUAACGUUUUGUCCACAUUUUGUGACCUGAAGGCAUUAUACCAUUUAAACUUGGGGUUAAUUUGCUGUAACUAUUGUACUUGCAGGUGUAUUUCUCAGUGUACCCAUAUUUUUUAUCAACCUUGUGUUGAUUCCAGGUUUUAGGGGAGAUGAGCUGUAUUAGCAGCUUGUUUGGUAUAGUAAUUUUUUAAAAACUUGGUCUCAUCAAAGUGUGCUUUCUUUAACCUUUUCCAAAAUUUAUUUUUCAAUUUGGUGGUGGUGGUUUUGGGUUUUUUUUUGUUUUGUUUUGUUUUGUUUUGUUUUGGUUUGGUUUUUUUUUGUUUUUUUUUUUUUUUUUUUUUUUUUUUUUUUUUUUUUUUUUUUUUUUUGUCUCUAAAGUUUUGAUACAAGCUGGUAUUUGACCCCUUCCAUGUAGGCUUAGCAGCAUGUUCUCCUGUUGGUUCCUAAAGUAUUUCCCAGUCAAAAGAAAAACACCUUGGUUCUCUACUGUCGAGUCACUUCCUAAGCUUGGAGGUCUGGUUGGUAACAGUCCAGUGCACCAGUUUUGCACAGUAACAGGUUUUUGCUUGAAUAACUUCAAGCUGUUCUCUUGGCAUGACUGCAUCUCCCAGCAGCUGAUGGUCCACUCUCAUUCUUAGGGCACUAGGAAUAAAUGCACUGUGUGAGCAAUGUUUAGGGUGGGAGGAAAGAGUUGUUGACACUUUGCCUUGCUUCCUGCUGGGCAGUCUGUGCAGUGACUAGCUCUAAAGGGAUUUUUUUUCCUUUUUUUUUUUUUGCCUGUAACUUACCUUGGCCUAUAACCUACCUCUAGGUUUGGUGUCAUCUAUGUAGUAGCUUCUUACAAAACAAAUGCUCCUCAGGCAUAAGGAGGACAUUGGGAGGUACUGUUGGUACAGUGCAGUAUUUAUGACCUUUCUUUAAAAUGCUUAAUGUGAAGCCGUUUUCUCAAGAGGCUCUUUCAAGGUUCUUGAUGUAAUGUGCAUUACAGUAUAGUUAGACAUCAUUGUAACCUCUGUCAAGGGCAGCUGUGGCUUACAAAAGCCACUUUGUUUUUUUUUUUCCUCUACAUCUGUCAUUAACUAUGGCUUAAUUGGAACAUAUCAGCUUUUGGUGUAGGCUCAUAUGCUAGAGAACUGUAAUAGUACAAUAGUACAAACAGUCCAUGAGUUCUGGAGACUUCAUGAACCCACGGAAGUAGAGCUGUAGUGGUUUGUCAGCUGAACUCCUCGGUUCAUUUUCUAGGCUUUGUUCAGUUUUUCCUGUUAUAUUUUAUAUACUACGUGGAUCUUACUACAAAAUAAAAUAACAGUAAAAAAGAGGAAAUGCUCCCUCCUGUGUGUUGUCUGCUCCUCCUACCAGCACUGGCUGAGGGCGGCAGGUGGAUGCAGCAGCUGUUUGAGACAGCACUGCAUUCUUGGUGCAGUGACCAAGGAAGACAUGCAGGGCUAGGGGGUCCUGCUGGAGCUCUAGGAUUUCACACUCCCUACACUCACUCCUGUUUUCUCCCUGGUGUUGAAUGAAACACUCGUUUGUUGUAUGGCUGAUCAGCUGCAGAUGAUUUGUUCUGUUUAUAAGGAGGAGAUGUCUCCACAAAUGUGUGCUGAGGCUCAUGGAAUUGCCUUCUGCUGCCCCUGUGAGCCCAGGGAGCAAGGGGAGGACACCAGGCCACACGAGGUAUUUGCAGUGUUCCUCCAUAAGAGGCACAAAUGAAGAACCUUUCCAAGUAACAACUGUACAGAAUUGAUCUGUGGGACAUCCCCUUCCUUAAUACUAAUCAGAUACUGAAAAUUCCUGCUGUUCAUUCUGAUGUAGGAAUAUGUCAAAAGUAAUUCUGUGAGAGACUAAAAGUAAGCCUUGGAAACAAUGAUUCCAUAAGUUUAUAUAGCUGAACUUUCUGAUUCCGACAAAUGACUGAUUUUGUUUUUGCUCUUGAAUUUACAUGUUAAACCCUCAAAUUUUUCCUAUGUUGACAACCAGUAAACCAACUAACUAUGCUAGCUUAUGUAGUUAUAUUAUCUUCAGUUUUUUCACUGUCUCUGGAAACAGUCAACCACUUAUGAUUUGCUGCUGGAAAUACUAGAGCUUAUCAAUCAUUAAACUGAUUUUAAUUAAAAGUA